Messenger RNA from Saccoglossus kowalevskii, 2906 nucleotides. RefSeq names its product latent TGFbeta binding protein (gene LTBP1). The record is from RefSeq and is marked provisional. Lineage: Eukaryota; Metazoa; Hemichordata; Enteropneusta; Harrimaniidae. Gene Ontology annotation, molecular function: calcium ion binding.
CAGCACGUCUCGAGUUCCGACUGAUCACGAUGACGUAAUGUUUACUAGAAUUUCCGUUUAUUGUUAGCAGUCAUGAGUGGCAAUCGAGUGUGAAAGAAAACACAGUUUGAAUAUAUAGUGGUGUUACGAGCGUCGUAGAGAAAACGCCAGAUGUAUCUGAAACCCCAUGUGUGCGGUAGUGUUUGCUGCGAAGGUUGGUUGUUAGAAACGUCCACAGGACUUUGCACAAUUCCCGUGUGUUAUUUCCAGUGUCUAAACGGUGGAAGAUGUGUGGGACCAAAUCAGUGUUACUGUCUUACUGGGUACUAUGGUUAUGCUUGCCAGUUGCUACUAGCAACGCAACAACCGGCGAUAAUAACAACAGAACCUUUACUGGCACGACAUCAUUUGCGAGGACCCUGUUUUCGCGUAGUAACGAACAACGAGUGUAAAGCCCCACUCAGUAACAUGCUCACGCUUCACGACGAUUGCUGUACGACGGUUGGCAAAGCUUGGGGUGACCCGUGCUAUAUAUGUCCGCAACAGAUAGACAGAGAAAAAGACUGCCCCACUGGGUUCAAAAAGCAUUUUAACACCGAAGAAUGUAUGGACGUUAAUGAAUGUGAAGCAUUGGACGGGAUAUGUGGCAAUGGCGCAUGUAAAAACUCAUACGGUAGCUAUCAGUGUGUGUGUCAUCCGGGAUAUUCAUUAGAUUCGUCUUCUACUCUGUGUGUUGCCUCAGUCUCCGCACAGUGUUACAGAAAGCAGUUACGUGGCAUGUGCUCGGACCCAGUGCCGAUUGCCAUGACGAAGAUGCAGUGUUGUUGCAGCAUUGGUCGAGGUUGGGGGUCUCAGUGUGAAUCUUGCCCUCGUAAGAAAACAGAUGAAUUCCGUGGUCUCUGCCCCUAUGGCGAAGGGUAUCAAAUAACGCCUGGAUUGGAAGGCCAGAAGAAAGAAAUAAACGAAUGUAACAGUAUCCCCGGUCUAUGUAGAAAUGGCAGAUGUGUCAACACAUUGGGCAGUUUUCGAUGCCUGUGUGACGACGGAUACAAACAAAAUCGUCAAGGAAACCGGUGUGUAGAUAAAGACGAGUGUUCGGAAGAUAUGUCCCUGUGUUUCAAUGGUAUGUGUACAAACACCAAGGGAAGUUAUAAAUGCACGUGUCCCGAAGGAUUUCAGCUCGCGGACGAUGGCACCGACUGCAUGGACAUAGACGAAUGCAGUGGCGGUUAUGUGUGUAAUGGCAGGAAAUGUCUUAAUACCAUUGGUAGUUAUCACUGUAUGGAAGUCCACUGUGGGGAUGGUUACGAGCUCACUACAUCCGGGAAUAGUUGUCAAGAUAUCGACGAAUGCGAAGACGAUUCUGUUUGUGAUAACGGUGAAUGUUUCAACAGUGAUGGAGGUUACAACUGUCUCUGUUACCAAGGAUAUAUGCCCGCCUCGGAUGGGAGAAAAUGCUUAGAUAUCGACGAAUGUGAGAUAGAUGACUCGGUAUGUGGUGAAGCCGAGUGUGUUAACGAUGAUGGUACAUUUCACUGCGAGUGUCUGGGAUAUGGAAUGGAAUACCAUCAGAGUACAAAGUCGUGUAAAGAUGAAAGUAAAAAAGAUUGUUACAAUAACUUAAACUCGCUCCGUUUUUGCGAAAAUCUGAUAGGACUUAACAUGACGAAAGAAGAAUGUUGCUGCUCGCUUGGGGAAGGCUGGGGAGAUAACUGUAACCUUUGGCCUUGUCCAUAUUUUGGUACAAGUGCAUUCAAUAAAAUGUGUCCCGGUGGUAAAGGAAAACUAAUGUUAGGAUCGGAAGCUGAAGGACAUCGCUUAGACGAUAUUGAUGAGUGUGAUCUAUUUCACAAUCUGUGUCCCAAUGGGGACUGCGUUAAUACGGUCAAUGGUUAUGAAUGUACUUGCCCUCCAGGGUAUCGACUUAACCUAAGAACGCAGCAAUGUGUUGAUAAGAAUGAAUGCUUUGAAUUAGGCAUAUGCCCGAAUGGUAAAUGUGUGAAUACCGAAGGCUCAUAUCACUGUGAAUGCAAUCCGCCAUUAACCGUUGAUGGCACUGGCACGAGAUGCAUAGUUGCCAUGGCUGCGGUAGACACGGUGGAUACAAAUGCAACUGACGUAUGCUGGACUGAACUUAGCAAUGAAGUUGUAUGUAAUUCAGCAAUGGACGGUCCGGAAUCGACGUACACCGAUUGUUGCUGCACAGCCGGCGUGGGAUGGGGAUUUGAAUGUCGACGUUGUCCGACUCCUAAUUCUAUGGAAUAUAACGAGCUGUGUUCUGAAUACAAGUCCAGAAGUGGUUUACGUGCUCGUCCUUCCCAGAUUAGAACACCAGUUGCUGCUGCAAGAUCCGAUGGUCAGGAAGAACUGGAACUCGAUUGUGGGUUUCUAGAUGGAUGUGUUAAUGGUCGAUGCGUUCGUGUCCAUGGAGGUUACGCCUGUGACUGUUAUAGAGGAUUCAAAUUGGAUAGAACCGGAACCACGUGUCGGGAUAUCAACGAAUGCAGGUUACUCGGUAACACGCUCUGUUGGCAAUCCAACUGCGUCAACACGCCUGGGUCAUUUAAGUGCACCUGCUACCCGGGAUACGUGGAAAUUACGCGUAAUUUCUGCGUCAAACGUAGACAUCCCUGAUUAACACGGCGUUCUUGCAUAUCCAGAAUGUAUACGCAUUGAAAUGAAAGGCACCUACAUUUGGACCUGUCUAUGUUGACUUGACGACUAAAUGCUUGGCGGACCUUUGUCAACGUCACAUAACACAAUUCUGUAAGCUCCUAUACCAUGUAUAUUUCAACGUGACAGUGUUAUUGAGAGAGACUUUUGUAUCUUUUGAGUUGAAUCAUUUGAAAGUAUUUUUCGUAUAUGUUUGUCUUAGUGUUUUCAUUCCCUAAAAUAAAUUGGUACCAUUGUUUCACUUGCCUGUAUAA